AUGCCAUUAUACAAAUUAACGGAAAAACGAAUGAAGAAGAGAGCGAGGGAAGACGAAGAUGGUAUAACUGACUUGAAAGCUGCCAUGAGGGAGAUGGGUGAGGAUGUCGAUGGUAGUGAGAGUGGGAGUGGGAGCGAAGGUUGGAGUGAGAGUGAUAGUGAUGAUGAUGAUGAUGAUGAUGAGGAGGAGGAGGAGGAGGAGGAGGAGGAGGAGGAGGAGGACCAGGAUGAGGAUGAGAAUGAAGAUGAAGAAGAGGAUGAGGACGAAGAUGGAGAUCUAGAUGUGGAUAUCGAAGGACUGGAAUCCGGAUCAGACGAAGAAGAUGAAGAUGUGGAUGAAGAGGAUGAUACAAGUUCAUCAUCAUCAUCCAUAUUCCCCAUAUCACUCGAAUCAGCUCUUACAGACCCUAUAUACCCCUCACCUCAUAACCCCUCGGAGAACCUAUGUGUACUAUGUCCAGAUAAGGUAUUGAAGAAUGAUCAGAUGACUAAAGUGCAUUUGGAGAGUAAACUACACAAACGAUCUCUCAGGCGAUACUCUGUUCGACUAACUACCAACCCACCUCCAGGAGAUUCUGACCCUCGAGAAGUAGUAGAUGAGAUACUAGCAGAGAUGGAUUCAGGUGAAAUAGACGUAGAGCCCAAAGCGGAUAAGAAGGGUAUAUCAAAAGGACAGAGAAAAAUUGGUAAUGAGGGCUUGGAGAAAGAUAAAAAGAGGAAACGAUCGAAUAAGAAACAACGUCAAGAGGAAAAAGCAAAGAAACUCAUAUCUACAAAUACAAAAGAUACGAAUCAGCAGAAAGAAGGACAAGAAGAAGGGGUAAAGCUGAAUAGGAAAGCUAGGAGAUUAUUGGCUUUGCAGAAUGGCGAGAUACAGAAGACACAAAGACAAAAGCAGAAGUAA
Molecule: messenger RNA, 903 nt
Organism: Kwoniella botswanensis
Lineage: Eukaryota; Fungi; Basidiomycota; Tremellomycetes; Tremellales; Cryptococcaceae
Exons: 4
Coding region: 1-903 (300 amino acids)
Source: RefSeq, a predicted model, not a curated record